This is a messenger RNA of Paecilomyces variotii, 2765 nucleotides long. Its product is annotated as transcription-silencing protein Clr2-domain-containing protein. The transcript is spliced from 4 exons. Gene Ontology annotation, cellular component: SHREC complex; rDNA heterochromatin. Gene Ontology annotation, biological process: silent mating-type cassette heterochromatin formation. The record is from RefSeq and is a predicted model, not a curated record. Bases 203 to 2290 code for a protein of 695 amino acids. NCBI's taxonomy places the organism in Eukaryota, Fungi, Ascomycota, Eurotiomycetes, Eurotiales, Thermoascaceae.
CCAUAAUAAAUGACAGACCUGGACCAUUCAUUCAUUAUCAUAUCACCUUGGUUUGCUUGUCGGCCAAUCUGAAACACAACAAAAUACUCUGCAAGGCUCGAGACCUCCUCAUUUCACCCGGGUCUUCUGACUCGAAUCUUCAUCCCCAGAGCGUAGCUCACUUCGAUGCAGCUCAAGUUCUCCUGAGAAGUUGCAAGCACCAAUGGCGUUGUCUCAGAGCAACAUCAAAUGGACACAGGUCCCGCUCGAUCACUCCCUCAGUGAUGGGGACAAGGAGACUUGGCCGAAGGAUCCAAACUAUCACCGUCCGGAUGAUAGCUUGUAUAGGGAGAAAACCGCGAAGAUGUGGAUGCUCAAGAGAAAUGAGUAUGAGCCUGGAGAGAACUACAUCCUCGAGAGGCUUCCUGAAGGCUACGCUCUCUUUGAUAAGCCGCGUCCGUCUGACAGCACGAUCCGUGACAAAUAUCUCUGGGGACACCCUUCAGGGGCGUACUUCAACUCUCCGAAUAGAUUCUUCCCCCACUUUUACUGGUUUAUCACUGGGAAGCAGGGCGACUGCGGGUGUGAUCUUUGCAUAAACCAACGGAAAAGAGAAUCCCAGGGUUCGAAGAUGAAAGGCAAGGAAAAGGAGACCGAGCCGGCCAAGGGCCGCUCUUUGGGGGAGGGAUAUCUCCCGGGCUACUCCCGUUCUCGCGGGACCCCUGUUGACCCAGAAGGUAAUCCGGAUGUCUGGAAGAUGGCCGUACAGACGCUCAAAGAAAAGGGAGGCGAACCGGUCGAUCUCAAGAUCAAGGAGAUGGAUAACAUCGAAUGGAGGGUCUUGAAGAAGCACCUCCCGCCCUACCUUGAAGCUCUUGACGUCCAGCCUUCCUGGAUCCCUCGUGCGGGCGAGCUGGUUAUGUGGAUCCCCCAUCUCCAGGGAGAGCUUCGUUACAACGAGGAGAAGGGUGUUAUCCAGAUGUAUGAUCCUGAAAAGGAUGAGUGGCUUGGUACCCCUGAAUGGAGGGCCGGCACCGUCGGACAGGUCCCCGAAACGGAUCCCGUCAAGAUGCAGGACAUCGAGAAGCCAACCAAGAAGGAAUGGGAGGUCAACUACUCCGGAUUCCGCAUCGAGACUUUCCCUGACCCGAACUCGCUCGACAAGGACCACUCCCUUCAGUACAGAUAUGUCCACUUGAACUCGAUCAAGCCGUUCAACUACUACCAUUUCUGCCUUAGCGGAAUCCCUAACACCGAAUGGCACGUCUCCAUCGUCUUCGCUCUCACUGUCAUGUCCUCUUUCAGUCUCCUUGGAAAGAAUGCUUUCCAGGGUAACUGGCCUAACGCGUCUAUCUACUGUUGCGGCAUCUGGAUCGGAGCGGAGCUCUACGUGGUCGGUGACGUUGUCCGUCUCAAGCCCAGGGGCUACAGCCUUGACAACCCCGUGGGAGAAGUCACCGAUGUCUUGGUUAUUACCGACAUUCGCAUGGAUUUGAAUAACUGCAUCGACGAUCCCAAGUCACCCCUACUCUGUGAGAAGCACACCGUGCGCCUCGACGGUAGAAUGUACACUCUUUCCCCUGAACGUGCAUACCGUCCACCGGGCGAGACUGGUCCCCCUAAGCCACUCAGUGAAGAAGAGAUCGUCCAAGUCUUCAAAGACGUCGGAAUGGCUGGGUGGGGAAACUGGUACCACCAGCACGAUCCGAACCUGGAGUCUGAAAUCUCGCAGGACAUGGUGAUCGGCCGUCUCUUCAACCCCGAAGCGCUCAAGCUUUACAUGCGGACCGACCAGCUGGAACCCGCCCAUCUCGGACUUGACCUCUUCAGCGUCGUCUACGCUCGCUGGUUUUCCCGCCAGCGCGAUGACCGCAUCCCCGAAGGCAAGGACUGGUUCUGGGGCGACUACCGCACCCAGAGCCUGGCAAUCGAUUCCCUUAACGGCGAUGAUGUCGGUAAAUACAGCGCUGCCCGUCUCCCCAAGAUGUGGCGCGCCAUCCUCAAAUGUCUCGACGGGAACUACAACAAGAACGAUCUUCGCGACGCCAUGAUCCCAAUGGAACGUGGACGUCCAGCUGCUGCCAACUCUUCCAGGUCCAGCUUUGCGGAGGUCGGCAAGACCAGCAGCCUCGUCAGUCGCGGUCUUGGCGGUUACCUCGACUCCUCCGACGAUGACGAUGACGACGACGACGAUGAUGAUUCUGAAGACUCCAAAGAGGAUGACGACUCUGACGAAGAUGAGGACGACGAUGAAGACUCCAUCGCUGACUCCCAGAACGGUAACGCCUUGGGUGAUAUCCCCUUCGCGUAAAACCUCUUCUCAUCCCCUUUUCUUUUUCUCGCUCUCUCUAACGACUUGACGAUUGAGACGAACGUUGCUGUUCUUUAUUCCUUUUUUUUUACUAUUGCUUGUAUCUUUAAUAUCCCACUGAAUAGGGCCAUGGUAUGAUACCAUAUGAUAAAACAUCCCUGGAGUUUGGUCGGUUGGUUGCUCUCAGUCGGUUACAAAAAAACCCAGCUACUUAGCUACGAGCUAGUUUCACUUGAAAUUGUUGUUGCAUUUACUAUUAACACUGCAUUUUUAUCCCCCCAGGCCAAAAAAACAAAUUCAUGUAUGUACUGUACAAUAAUAGAGUAUUAAAUUGACCAGAUCAGGAUUUCUUCUUUCCCACGCAUUCGACUUGGCUUAUAUAUAUAUAUAUAUAUAUAUAUAUAUAUCUCGCUCAAAUAAUAUAUAUAACGACAAAUAACAGCAGUACCAAAAACUCCCCUGAUAUCAAAACAAA